AUGUCGAGCUUUGCAGUCAGGAGACUAACCGAGGCGCCAGAGUCCGCUAAAUUCGAUGAAGUGGUGGAAUGCUUCAAAGAGGCGUUUGCGGAAGAUGAUUUUGUCCGCACCCUGACUGGGGGGAAGACGGAUGUAUAUCAUCAUCUAAACCGCUCUGUCGUUCUUUCGGGGCUGCUGUCUGGUGAGGUCUACGUCGUUGAAGAGGCUACGAAUGGCGAAGUCAUGGCCAGCGCCAUUUGGUUCCCUCCCAAUCGCGAGCUGUACGAGGACACGGAGAAAUGCAAGGCGGUCAGACCGUUGAUGGCCAGUCUUGGCGCCGAACUUGGCGAAUGGUGGUGCACUAGAUUCCUUCCAGAAUAUACUGCCUUUGCGGACGCUGAAUUCGGAGAGGGGGUCAAGAAAGACGCCUGGCAUCUUCAGUGGAUAGGAACCCGCAAACCGUAUCGUCGCCGAGGUUUGGCGGCUAUGCUGAUCGACGUGAUUCGGGACAAGAAGGGUGACGCGAAGAUGUGUCUCGAGGUCGAAAACCCAGAAAAUCUUGGAUUUUAUCAGAAGUGCGGGUUUGAGAAGCUGAAUGAAGAAGCGCAUUACUUUGAAGGAUAUAAGGACCAGGAGAAGUCUGGUUUUCCUAUGUGGGCGAUGAUGUCUGACUGA
This is a messenger RNA of Guyanagaster necrorhizus, 654 nucleotides long. RefSeq lists its product as uncharacterized. The coding region runs from base 1 to 654 and encodes 217 amino acids. The transcript is spliced from 7 exons. Gene Ontology annotation, molecular function: acyltransferase activity, transferring groups other than amino-acyl groups. Lineage: Eukaryota; Fungi; Basidiomycota; Agaricomycetes; Agaricales; Physalacriaceae. The record is from RefSeq and is a predicted model, not a curated record.